AGAAACACACUCACAGGCUGGUUUGGUCGCAUGCGUGCAAAGGAGCGCUCUCUCUUGCGGAGAGAAAGUUAUACACAGGAGCAGCCAAGGUCCGAGCGAGCGAGCGAGCGAGCGAGCGGGUGUGAGGAGCACCCAGCAGCCACGUCCACCUCCUGGCCCGGGGAUGGCGCUUCCCGCUGGCAGGCACGCAUAGCAGCCAGAGAUGGCCCCGGACAUGUGGCUGUUCUCUGCCAUCCUUGGAUUGCUGUCGGCAGCCCUCUCAGGUCACCCGACUCCAACCCCAUACGGCCAGCCCAACACCAGCAGCACAGAGACCCAGCCCUUGGAGUCAGGAGAGCCGCUCGGGAUCCGCCUGGUGAAUGGGAGCAGCCACUGCAGCGGGACGGUGGAGGUCUGGAUCCGGCAGUCGUGGGAGCCCGCGUGCGGGGCGUUCUGGAACCACAAUGCCACCGAGGCCGCGUGCCGCGCGCUGAGCUGCGGCGGGGCGGGGGCAGCCGUCCAGCCCACCCUGCCGCCCUCGGAGCUGCCGCCUGGUCCAGGCGCGGGGAACGCCAGCGAGGCCCCGAACGCCACACUGGCCCUGGCGCCCGCCGUCCUGUGCAGAGGGCCCGAGUGGCCACUCUGCGACGUGGUGGAGCGUCCGUGCGACAGCGACAGGCCAGCUGAGGUCACCUGCGCAGAGAACCGCGCGGUGCGGUUGGUGGGCGGCAGCGGUCCGUGCGCCGGCCGCGUGGAGAUGCUAGAGAGCGGCCAGUGGGGGUCGGUGUGCGACGACACGUGGGACCUGAAGGACGCCCACGUGGUGUGCCGGCAGCUGAACUGCGGCUGGGCGGUCCAGGCCCUGCCCGGCCUGCACUUCGCGCCCGGCCAAGGACCCAUCCACCGGGACCAGGUGAACUGCUCGGGGACCGAGGACCACCUGUGGGACUGCCGUGGGCUGCCAGGAAACGGCUACUGCGGUCACAAGGAGGACGCCGGCGUGCUGUGCUCAGAGCACCAGUCCUGGCGCCUGACUGGGGGCGCCGACUCCUGCGAGGGGCAGGUGGAAGUACAUUUCCGUGGGGUCUGGAGCACAGUGUGUGACAGUGAGUGGUACUCCUCGGAGGCCCAGGUGCUCUGCCGGACCUUGGGCUGUGGGACCGUGGCCACAAGACUCCAGGGGCUGCCCCAUUCCCUGUCGGGGAAAAUGUACUACUCAUGCAAAGGGGAGGAGCCCACCCCCUCCGAUUGCUUCUGGAGGUUCAACAACCCCUAUCUCUGCAGACAGUCGAGGGCAGCCAGAGUCCUCUGCUCAGGCUCCCGAAGUCUGCUCAAUCUGUCCACUUCUGAAGCCCCUGCAAGCGUUCAGCCGGUCGCUGUGGAACCUACUAUGAUCCAGAAAGCAGAAGCCUGGAAAUCGCGAGAACUAAUGCUUUUCAUCCUCUGCAUCAUUCUGGGAAUUCUCCUCCUUGGCUUACUCAUCUCCACAGCCUUCAUCUUCUUGAAAGUUAAAGGAAAAUACGCCCUGCCCAUUAUGGUGAACGACCAGCACCCACCCACCACCACCCCAGAGGGUAUCAAUAGCUAUCAAGAUGUUCCCAUCACCAUUUCCAAAGAAGAAGUUCCCAAGCUGCCCAUCCAGGUCCAGGCCCUACCCCCCAAGGACUCGGACUCCAGCUCGGACUCAGACUAUGAGCAUUAUGACUUCAGCGCCCAGCCUCCCGUGGCCCUGACCACCUUCUACAAUUCCCAGCGGCACCGGGUCACGGAGGAGGAGAUCCAGCAGAGCAGGUUCCAGAUGCCUCCCCUGGAGGAAGGACUUGAAGAGACGAGUGCCUCCCAGGUCCCAUCCGCCAGGGCUGGACACUACGUCGCAGACACGCCCUCCCUGGGCUCUCAGCGCCACCCAGGAAGCAACAGGGGGUCCAGCACGUCCUCCGGGGAGGAUUACUGCAACAGCCCCAGUAGCAGGCUACCUCUGUGGACCCCUCAGGUGUUUUCUCCAGAGAGGAGCCCCUUCUUGGAGCAGCCCCCGAACUUGGAGCUGGCUGGCUCCCAGGCUACCUUUUCAGGGCCCUCGGCUGACGACAGCUCCAGCACCUCCUCCGGGGAGUGGUACCAGAACUUCCAGCCUCCCUCGACGGACCAGUUUCAGUAUCCAAGUGCCAGCGGCAGGGGAGGAUCCCCCAGGCCCCAGCCUGGUUCCACUGGCAAUGAGGACUAUGACGACAUCGGGGCAUCCUAGGCCGGGCCCACGAGAGGCUCCGGCGACUCCCUUCCGCUGGACUCCUGCUCUACCUGUCCCCGCUCUCCCACCCCGUCCUCCCAGCUCGCCACCCCCCCAGGGGGCUGAGAAGCCUCCCCGGGAGAGAUGCAAGGAAAGCCCUCACCUUGCACCGCUCAGUCUCCGUCCAUCAAACAGAAGCUGCUGGCCCAGCCCUCCCCCGGCCCCAAACAGCCACAAGGUGGAGGGUGCUGCCUCGGAGAGGUGGUGAGCUCUCCGUCUCAAGGAUGAACGAGCCGCCUGGGCCACCUCUCAGCAGGCUGCAAGGAGGGGCUGAGCUGAAUGACUCCUGAGGCCCCUUCGGGUCCUCGGGCGUCUACGAUGCGUUUGCUUCCCCGGGUUCUCAGACAACUCCGGGCCCAGAGGUGCUGAGAGAACAGAAACAGGCCCCGUCCCAGCGCUGCCCAGGGACGCCCCAUGUGCAGGGGCUGCUGGGCUGCUUCGGCAGGUGGAUUCUAGGCCUGGGGGUGGCACACCCACUGGCCCAGGUUGGCAAGGACCCGGGCACGGAGUCCAGCCUUCCUGGGAACCGCCAGCUGACCGCGAGCGGGACGACUGCCCCUCCCCCACGACCAAGGUGCUGGCACCCGCAGCCAGCCCUGCCUCUAGAGACCCUCGGAGCCCACCGGGGCACAGCCCUGUUCUGCGGUGACCGUCCCUGGACAGAAGAUCCUUAUUCUAAGCUUCCCAUGGCUUACGACGAUGACCCUAGCCCAGCUCCCCCAUAGACCCAGAGCUGGGCGCCAGUGCCCACGGCAACAGGAGGGGCCCAGAGGCUGUGCGAAGUACCUCGCGCCCAUCUGUCUGCUUGGAUUGCUGGGAGCUUCCCCGAGGAGCCCAGGAAUACACAGUGUCGCACCCAGAGCCACAAACACGUCCCGGCAGCCUCCAGAGAAAGGCCCGAGGGCUCGGGGCCGGCUGCUGGUGUCCUGUUCCGAGUGUCCUGAGAUUAAAGUAAUUGCUGAAUAAAAAUGGGGCAUUGAGUGACAA
Leopardus geoffroyi (Geoffroy's cat) is the source of this 3253-nucleotide messenger RNA. It is a transcript of the gene CD6, whose product is annotated as CD6 molecule. NCBI's taxonomy places the organism in Eukaryota, Metazoa, Chordata, Mammalia, Carnivora, Felidae. The record is from RefSeq and is a predicted model, not a curated record. Gene Ontology annotation, cellular component: membrane. The transcript has 13 exons. Bases 203 to 2224 code for a protein of 673 amino acids.